This is a messenger RNA of Dichomitus squalens LYAD-421 SS1, 504 nucleotides long. RefSeq lists its product as uncharacterized. The transcript is spliced from 3 exons. The record is from RefSeq and is a predicted model, not a curated record. The coding region runs from base 1 to 504 and encodes 167 amino acids. Lineage: Eukaryota; Fungi; Basidiomycota; Agaricomycetes; Polyporales; Polyporaceae.
AUGUCUACCGUCCCCCGACAGACCCUCACAAUCCCCAACGAGAUGAUCCCAUACCUCUCGGACCACCUCAACUUGGACAACAUCAUCCGCUGCCCGGUAAUUGUACGCAAGGACUCUCACCAUCUUCACUUCCACACUCCGCGGAUUCGUGUGCCGGAAACGCACCCAUUUGGUCCAAUUCCGCCUCCCGAUACCCCAUGUUGGCUUAUCCUUCCGAGCAAGUUAGAGCCGGCCGAGUAUCAGGAGAGCCGCGUCAUCGUGCUUGUACAACACAUUCAGUCGCCGGCGAUCCUUAGCCUCGCUGUACCAUACGAGUACUUUGCAGGUGACAUGAGUUCCUGGUGGGCGCAAGUGGUUUGGAAUGUGGUCAGCAGAGUCAAGAUCCUGCGGAAACCAGAUAACGAAGACUAUCUUCCAGGCGAGCCGCACUGUGUCUCCCUCGACCCUAUCACAAAUGAUUGGGAGAUCAAUGACGAGGUUCAGGCCACGUAUAGUCCUGUAUAG